Molecule: messenger RNA, 3202 nt
Organism: Dromiciops gliroides (monito del monte)
Lineage: Eukaryota; Metazoa; Chordata; Mammalia; Microbiotheria; Microbiotheriidae
Gene: SHD
Product: Src homology 2 domain containing transforming protein D
Exons: 6
Coding region: 1116-2192 (358 amino acids)
Molecular function (GO): phosphotyrosine residue binding
Source: RefSeq, a predicted model, not a curated record
AGACCCAAAGAGUCCCGUAGGGAGCAGGAGGAGAAGAGAGGAGGGAGAGUGGGGAGAGAAGGGCGGGCGCUUUGACGCGUUGCUCCAGCUCUCCGCCCCCCCCCCCUCCCCUACAUCUGAGUUAAAAGCUCGGUUGGUCUCUUCGCCGUCGCCUCCUCUGCAGGACCAGCAGCGCGGCCGCCUCGGGCUGGGACCCGUUCCUGCUGCCCCCGUGCCCGCCGCCCGCUGCCCGCUGCCCGCUGCCAGUGCCCAUCAGGACGCUCAUUCCUUCUGUGGCAGCGGCAUUCGGGGCUGGCCGGAAGGCUGGGGAGCUCCCGCUUCUCGCGGCGCUGGCUGGGCUGCUGUAAGGAGGAGGGCAGAGGAGCGGAGCGGGUACCGAGCGCCCGGGACUAGGUCCCCUCCCCGCAGCCCAAGUUUGCGUUCCUGCUGCUGCCACCGCCGCCGCUGUCGAAGCUCAGCUUCUCUUCCUCUGCCUAAAGGUUCCGACACUCUGAGAAGCUGGUCCCUACCUGGCAGGGUUUGGGGGAAAGGGCACUAGCUUCCCUCUCUAACAGCCGUCACAGUCCCCCAAGACCUGGGGUCGCAGAGAAAAUCUGAGCCUUGAAUGCCGAGACGGAUGAUCUGGGGUCCACAUAUUCACAACUGAAGGCGGUCGGCUGUGACCUAAGACAUUCUUCGGCUGUUGCCCCGGAGACAUCAGGGGAAGAUUAGUCACGAUUUCAGAGCCUGCUGGGGUCCCUGCUGGGUUGGGGCUCUGCACUCUCUGAGCCUGGCGCUGGCUAGCUAAGGUGGUCACCUGACCUUCCACCUCCGCUCGAGCCUGGAAGCUUUGUCCCUGGCACCCUCCACCAGCCCCGGCUAGGAUGGGAUCAAUAGCUCUUGUCUUUUCUUCUUUGAGCCCUGAACCUGUCUCCCCCUCUCUGACUUCUGAAUCUAUUCCUCAGUUUCCCCACCUGGGUCCAGGAGAGUGCUGAUGCCCCUCCCCCCCCCGCCAGAAACCCUGAGGGCAAGGGUAGAACCUGAGAACAUUGAGAAGUAAUCCAUCCUGGUCCCCUUUACCUGCCUGAUUCUCAAAGGCUAGGCUCCCUGCCAGGGAGUAAUUAGGGACAGGAUACAUGGCCAAGUGGCUGAGAGACUACCUGACCUUUGGUGGACGGAGGCCGCCCCCACAACCCCCCAAACCCGAUUAUACAGAGAGUGACAUCUUCCGGGCCUACCGGGUUCAGAAGAGUCUGGACUUCGAGGACCCUUAUGAGGAUGGAGAUGGGCAGGAGGAGCCAGAAUCGACGUGCUCUGGUUGCCCCAGCAAGCCUUCCUGUCCUGGGGACCACCAAUACGAUUCCCCCAAACACCGGCUCAUCAAAGUCGAGUCUGGCGACCUGAACCGCAGUAAGAUGUUGCUAGGGAGUCCUGGGGAGGACAAGACAGCAGAUGACGGUGAGUAUUCGGAUCCCUUCGAUGCCCAGGCUAAAGCCCAGUUGGGUGCCCCAGAGCAGCUGCCCCCUGAUAACGGCUACACGGAGCCCUGCGAUGCCCAGUGUGUGGUAACAGACCUGCAGCUCUAUGACACACCCUAUGAGGAGCAAGGGACAGGGGACAGCCCUGAGGCUGAGGCGAGACCCCGGCACAGCCGCCUGCCCCGAGAUGAUGAGCGCCCUGCAGAAGAGUAUGACCAGCCCUGGGAAUGGAAGAAGGACCACAUCUCCAGGGCUUUUGCAGUGCAGUUUGAGAAUCCUGAGUGGGAGCGAGCCCCGAGCCUGGCUAAGGAGCUCCGGAGGCCCCCAGCUAAGACCUCAGGCUGGGUGGGGAAGGGGCCCAACCCAGAGGAGCACAGCCCCCAGCCAGCUGAGCGUGUGGACCCAGCCCUGCCCCUGGAGAAGCAGCCGUGGUUCCACGGCUCCCUGAGCAGGGCUGAGGCUGAGAGCCUCCUGUCCCUCUGCAGGGAAGGUAGCUACCUUGUCAGGCAGAGUGAGACCAGCCAUCCAGACUUCUCUCUGUCCCUCAGGAGCAGCCAGGGCUACAUGCAUAUGAAAUUCACCCGGACAAAGGAGAACAAGUUUGUGCUGGGUCAGCACAGCGGGGUCUUCUCCAGUGUUCCUGAGGUGGUACACCAUUACAGCAUCCACACGCUGCCCGUGCAGGGCACUGAACACCUGGCCCUGCUCCACCCCAUCACCGUGCAGAUCCCCUGAUUGCCUUGGCAUGGUGCCUGGGGCAUGUGGGACCCAAGGGUCAUCCCUGCCCCAUUGCCCUUCCUGGGCUGCUGCUGGCUUCUGGAUGUGUCCAGGCUGAAUCUCAGAGCUGGAAGAGAUGUCAGACCACCUAAUCCGACUUCCCCUCAACAAUGCCUCUGAUUAGUGGCCAGCCAUUCCUUGAAAACCUCUAGUGAUGGGAAGCUGACAACCUCCUGAGGUGGCCCAUUUCACUUCCUGGUGGCUUUUGUUAUUAUCUAAUAGAAAUCUGCCUCUGGAUAGCUUCUCCCCAUCCUUCCUAGUUCUGGCCUUGGAGACCAAUAGAGAACUGGUCUCCCUGUCUCAUGUGUCAGCCCUUCAAAAUGCUUGGACACUGGCCCUUCAAGUUCUAGCAGGCUCAGCAUCUACAUGGACCUUCAACCAGUUGUCCAAUGUCUGAUCUCAAGGCCCAUCUCUGUCCUGGUCACCUUCCUCUGGACUAACUCCAUUUUGUUACUGUCUUCCCUAUAAUGGGGUCCCCAAGCCCCACUGAUGAGAUCUGACCAGGACUCACACCUCCCUGGCCCUGGACUUGGUGCUGCUCAAUAAAGGCCAAAGGUCAAGUUGGCUACAAGGUUACAUGCUCCUGUUGACUUAUAUUGAGCUCCCCCAAGAUUCAUUGAGUCCCCAUUUCAGUUCCUGAGCCAGCCCCCUGGGGAAAAAAAGGUGACCCUAGCUAAAGCAAAGACACAAGUCCCUAGCUUAGCCCUAGGGCUACCCCUAGAUGUGAUGUCUCUGUUCAAGACACAGACCCAGGUUCUGCCCCUGUACAUGGAAGAGUCUACCUGGAGAAAUUACAAAGGGUGAAUGGAAACUCAGGCUUGUGCCCCUUCCCCUGCCACUUCCCAUCCCAGGCUGGAAGAAGCAAAUGAUGCAGAUGGACAACCUUGGCUCCCCUGUGACCCAUGCCUGAGUUUUCAGGCUCCAAGAAUUUUUUCAACUCUUACCCCCAAUAAAUAAGUUAUAUGUGA